CGCUGUCGCCAGAGAUAAAGUACGCUGUUCCUUCGCUCUUCAAACUUCGUUGUAUUUUGAGGACAUUUUGGAAUCAACAGGCCCGAGCCUUUCAGAGCAUUGUGCUGACUGACAGUACAAAAGUGAUGUACUCCGAAGAUAUAAAUGGUGUCACUUCACCAACAUCAACAAAAAGACGACAAUUUCUGUACCCUGAGUCUGACUGGCCUCAAGCUAAUACCUCGUCCAGAGAAGAGAAUAUGCCAUCGCUGAAUGUGCAGCCUGUGGAUAAGUUCAGACCAUCAAGUCGGGGCCAAUCAACAUGCAACUCUGUUUCCCGAACUGAUGCCCCAUCCUCCAGUUCUGCUGCUUUAGGCAACACUGUAUCUGUAGAGUUUCGCACUCUGACAUUAAAGAAAAAUCAAUCUUCUGUAUCCUGCAAACAAAAUGGGGUGCCUGGAAGGAAAAGGAAAAUGUGUGACAGAAAGACAGUGGAAGAAAAGAUUGAGAGAAGGAAUGAGAGGAAACGGCGUAGAAAACAUAUUUGUACCAGAGUGACGGCCCCCACAGGCACCAAGAACGCAGGCUAUGGGGCUAUGGAGACGGAUGCCAUGAGAUACGGGAAAUUGCUCGGUUACAACGUUGUACCAGACUACAACAACUACCUCGUUGUGCGGUCAGCUUACGGCUACGGUGACAUCAGCCAGUCCUCCGCCAUGACGAGACGUCCUAAAUCGGAACACCUCCGUCGACCGGACACCCAUCUCAUGUCAGACAAGGUCAUCCUGCGGGACAAGGUCGACCAGCUGGUCAGAAAUGGUGGCUGUCCCAGAAAUAACUCAAGAUUCGAUCCAAACAACUAUCUUGUCGUCCAAUCUGCAUUCGGAUAUGGCAAUAUCAGCCAAUCGUCGUCCAUCAAGAGGAAAGGCGUGCAAUUUAAACAGUCCGACUCCUAAUUUGGACAUAAUAUUUGUAUGAAGAGAAUCUAAUCUUUCUCAUUGGUUACACAAAGACUUGUGAAAUGUUUACAUGUGUUUAUUUUCAUACCUUUCGUUGCAUAAAAUUUGAAAACGAAAAA
Haliotis rufescens (red abalone) is the source of this 1057-nucleotide messenger RNA. RefSeq lists its product as uncharacterized. Bases 126 to 935 code for a protein of 269 amino acids. NCBI's taxonomy places the organism in Eukaryota, Metazoa, Mollusca, Gastropoda, Lepetellida, Haliotidae. The record is from RefSeq and is a predicted model, not a curated record. The transcript is spliced from 6 exons.